GGGAUCCUGGGUGGGAGCAGCUCUCUGCUGCCCUCGCCUGAGUCCAGCCAGGAGGUGGCAGGUGUCGGGUUAGGCCCUGCCCCCUUAGGGCCUAGCCACUCAGGUAAGAGGUCUUUUUCCCUCCCCUUGGGCUGGGCUCUCUUUUAUAAGAGCCCGUUCCUGGGCCCUGUCCCAUUGCCUAGAAGCAGCUCUCGGCUUCUUCUUGAAGGUCAGUCUUCAGCCCACCUGUGUUCAUUCCAGCCUCAACCAUGUCCAUCAGGGUGACCCAGAAGACCUACAAGGUGUCCACCUCUGGCCCCCGGGCCUUCAGCAGCCGCUCCUACACAAGUGGGCCCGGUGCCCGCAUCAGCUCCUCCAGCUUCUCCAGGGUGGGCAGCAGCAGCAGCGGCUACCUGGGCACCAGCAUGGGUCUGGGUGGCGGCUUUGGUGGGCCUGGUGUUGGGGGCAUCACAGCUGUCACAGUGAACCAGAGCCUGCUGAACCCCCUGAAGCUGGAGGUGGACCCCACCAUCCAGGCGGUGCGAACUCAGGAGAAGGAGCAGAUUAAGUCUCUCAACAACAAGUUCGCCUCCUUCAUUGACAAGGUGCGGUUCCUGGAGCAGCAGAACAAGAUGCUGGAGACCAAGUGGAGUCUCCUGCAGCAUCAGAAGACAGCUCGGAGCAACAUGGACAACAUGUUUGAGAGCUACAUCAACAACCUUCGGAGGCAGCUGGACUCAUUGGGCCAGGAGAAGCUGAAGCUGGAGGCAGAGCUUGGCAACAUGCAGGGGCUGGUGGAAGACUUCAAGAAUAAGUAUGAAGAUGAGAUCAAUAAACGUACGGAGAUGGAAAAUGAAUUUGUCCUCAUCAAGAAGGAUGUGGAUGAAGCUUACAUGAACAAGGUGGAGCUGGAGUCUCGCCUGGAAGGGCUGACUGAUGAGAUCAACUUCCUUAGGCAGAUACAUGAAGAGGAGAUCCGUGAACUGCAGUCUCAGAUCUCAGACACGUCUGUGGUCCUGUCCAUGGACAACAGCCGCUCCCUGGACAUGGAUGGCAUCAUUGCCGAGGUCCGAGCCCAGUAUGAGGACAUUGCCAACCGCAGCCGGGCUGAGGCGGAGAACAUGUACCAGAUCAAGUACAAGGAGCUGCAGACACUGGCUGGGAAGCAUGGGGAUGACCUGCGCCGCUCGAAGACGGAGAUCUCCGAGAUGAACCGCAAUAUCAGCCGCCUGCAGGCGGAGAUAGAGGCCCUCAAAGGCCAGAGGGCAUCACUGGAGGCUGCCAUUGCUGAUGCUGAGCAGCGUGGAGAGUUGGCCAUUAAGGAUGCCAAUAACAAACUGGCCGAGCUGGAGGCCGCCCUGCAGCGGGCCAAGCAGGACAUGGCCCGGCAGCUGCGUGAGUACCAGGAGCUGAUGAACGUCAAGCUGGCCCUGGACAUUGAGAUUGCCACCUACCGCAAGCUGCUGGAGGGUGAGGAGAGCAGGUUGGAGUCUGGAAUGCAAAACCUGAGUAUCCAUACAAAGUCAACUAGUGGCUAUGCAGGAGGGCUGAACUCGGCCUAUGGGAGCCUCACAAGCCCUGGCCCUGGCCUCAACUUCGGUAUGAGCUUUGGCUCUCCUGGGUGCUCCAACACCUUCACCCGCACCAAGGCCGUGGUUGUGAAGAAGAUCGAGACCCGAGAUGGGAAGUUGUUGUCCGAGUCCUCUAAUGUCCUGCCCCAGUGA
Messenger RNA from Castor canadensis (American beaver), 1703 nucleotides. RefSeq names its product keratin 8 (gene Krt8). NCBI's taxonomy places the organism in Eukaryota, Metazoa, Chordata, Mammalia, Rodentia, Castoridae. The record is from RefSeq and is a predicted model, not a curated record. Gene Ontology annotation, cellular component: keratin filament.